AUGUGAGUCUGAGAGUGAGAGUGGAAGAAGGGGGAGAAUGGACAGAGAUUGUGUCAGAAAUAGAGGAAGAAAUUAAAUAAAGAGAAACUAGCAUCCAGUGUAUCUUGGACAUGGAUUAAGGACAUGACAGACUGAAAGCAAGAUCUAUAUAUAUCUUGGAGGAGGGCCUUGUCAAGCAGUCUGAAAACAACGCCUGAGACGAACUUUGACCCUAAGGAUCUUGGCCUGCGGGGACGGAAGAGGGAGACGCAGUGAAGAAGUGACAGCCAGUCUUCAUGUGUUUAUGUCCUAUUCCCCUUGUCUGAAAGGGUUAGGAGGGUGAUUGUGGAUACUGAGGACAUGGUGUAACACACUGGACAAGAUGACUCAGAACAUGUUCCAGGAAGGGCUGUACCAUGUGUUCUUUAAGGAAAAAACCCCGGCCCGCAUGGGCCACCCUGUUACUGUGACCACCAACCAGGAGCCAUUGAGGGAUGUCCGGAUUGGCCGCUGGUUUGGGACGGUUGUUAACACCCGCCUACUGAUAAUUGGGGUGAUGCAGGUCUUUGGUGCUAUGGCUACCAUCCUCACCACGGUAACCUAUGCCUGUGUUAGGUUCAGCUGCUCUGUUACCAUGAUGACACCGAUCUGGUCGGGUCUGUUUUAUGUGGCCACUGGGGGGCUGACAAUAGAAGUGCAGAGAAAACCAAAUAAACUCAAGGUAAUUACAAUGAUUGGCCUGAACAUCUUGAGUCUUCUGAUGGGGACCUGUACCCUACUGGCCUUCAGCCUUAUCGCGAAAAAGCCCAGAGCUCUGACAGACCAGCAGCGCACUGGUUCGAAUGUGGCAAAGGGCAGUUCUAUAGCCUUCACAGUGCAGUGCCUGGUGGCAUCAGUGUACACACUGUUCCUGUCCUGGAGAGGCCUGCGCCGCUACGGAGGUCCCACCAGCCAGGCCUACAGCCGCCUCUCUCAGGCAAGUAAGCGCACAUGGAUCGACCACACAUGAACUUCAGCACAUGCAGGCGAACAGGAGAGGGUGAAGCACGUCAGUAAAUAUUUCAAUAUAACAAACAAAAAUGUGUAAAAAAUUAAAGAUAUUCGCCUCACCUACAUGUAGGUAGGAUCCGGCACAGUGUCCACUCCUGCAAACACACUCAUCUACAAAUGCUGACCACCAUUGUUCACUAGACAUUUUCACUAGACAUAAACAGCCAACUGUUUUCACAGGAGUCAGAUGACCAAACAGAAUCCAUGCUGGAUUCAAGAGAAUACAACCUUUGAUGACUACAUACUACAUGACUGGAUGUGUGUGUGUGUGUGUGUGUGUUUGUUUCAUUGAUAACAAAGCAUGCUGUAAAGGACACAUUGCAAUAAACAACUACAAUCGCA
Molecule: messenger RNA, 1371 nt
Organism: Osmerus eperlanus (European smelt)
Lineage: Eukaryota; Metazoa; Chordata; Actinopteri; Osmeriformes; Osmeridae
Gene: tmem253
Exons: 7
Coding region: 362-988 (208 amino acids)
Cellular component (GO): membrane
Source: RefSeq, a predicted model, not a curated record